GAGUACAAGAUAAUAGGAACUUUUCAGAAACUUAGUUCUUAUACCAUGCCCAUAUUUUCCGAUAUACAAGAAACAGAAUUAAGUGGCACAAAAGAAGUUUUCCUGUCUGCCAUCCGCUAUGCCACUUCAACUGGUGAUUCAUUCCCUCAAUUCGAGGAUGAUCUAAGAGCGUCAGCUCAAGAACAGGUUGAGUUCAUGCUCGAGGACGAUGAAAAGAUUCCCUUGGUCAUAGCUGAUGAUGAAAUAAAAGUGGAGACUAGAAUUGUGGUGUCUAAAAUCUUUUCUUCUUUUGAAAAUGAAUUAUUCUCGUUGAUUUUGGAGCCUGACAUUGCGAACAUGGAGAUGGAAAAGAAUAUAAUGCGGAGUCUAUCUGACCUCGAAUGGAUGCAUAACACUCUUUUGAAGAUGGAUCUCAUGAAGGACUUUGUCACUCACUGGUCUAAUAUAUCGAGCAAUUUACUGAAGGUCAUCGAAGAUAAAAGACUUGAUUCUGUCAUGUGGGAUUUGAAGAUAAAGUUAAUAGAAGUGACAUCAAAAGUAUUGGAAGCAGUAGGUUACGGAACUGUAGUUCUUCCAGCAGAAAGUCGAGUAGAAUUGCUCAAGACAUGGCUUCCAUACAUAAGAAAAAUGAAGUCCCUUUCCGAUGAAAUGAGCACAACGGAGGCUGCAUUUCCAUACAAGAUGAGUGAUGACCUUUGCCAAUGUGUCGAGGGAGCAAUAGUUUCAUUGGUUUCAGCAUUACCGUCAAAUGAUCAAGCUGACAUUCUAGCAGAUUGGAUAAGUGCUGAACAGGUUAAAUAUCCAGACCUUAGCGAGGCUUUUGAGAUAUGGUGCUACAGAACCAAGUCUGCACAACGAAGAUUAGACGAGGCUUUGACAGAGUCAGCAAUGCCAAUGCCAUUGCCAUUGUCACCCUCUACUUAAUUUCUGAAGACGAAACAUCGCCUCAUAAGCACCUUUGGCUAUUGCUGGUUCACGUGGUAGCGUGCUCAACAUAUUCCCUGGUGAGUUAACGCUUCGAGAAAAUAUGGUGUUUUUGUAUCUAUAGUAAUUUGAUGUGUAAUUGUAACCUUCUUAUUUAGUUGUAAUUGGAAACUUCUUUCAUAUAAUAGACAUCUAAAGAUAAGAAAUGAUUUAUUUCUCCUCUGA
This is a messenger RNA of Solanum verrucosum, 1149 nucleotides long. Its product is annotated as BTB/POZ domain-containing protein At3g05675. The record is from RefSeq and is a predicted model, not a curated record. Bases 46 to 924 code for a protein of 292 amino acids. The transcript has a single exon. Lineage: Eukaryota; Viridiplantae; Streptophyta; Magnoliopsida; Solanales; Solanaceae.